This is a messenger RNA of Phaethon lepturus (White-tailed tropicbird), 595 nucleotides long. RefSeq names its product chromosome unknown open reading frame, human C18orf32. NCBI's taxonomy places the organism in Eukaryota, Metazoa, Chordata, Aves, Phaethontiformes, Phaethontidae. The transcript has 2 exons. The record is from RefSeq and is a predicted model, not a curated record. Gene Ontology annotation, biological process: positive regulation of canonical NF-kappaB signal transduction. Bases 8 to 301 code for a protein of 97 amino acids.
GGAAGCCAUGGUGUGCAUUCCUUGUAUUGUCAUUCCGGUUCUCCUCUGGGUCUACAAGAAAUUCCUUGAACCGUACAUCUAUCCUGUUAUUGCACCUUUCAUUAAGCGUGUAUGGCCCAAGAAAGCUGUGCAAGAAACAAAACAAGGUCGAGGAGGCAGCGCUGGAAAUCCACGGGCACCUUCAGCCACGAAAAGAGAUCAGGAGGAUGAGUCUGGAAUUUAUAAAUUUGAAGGCAAUGGGCUUGCAAAUGGAAUUGAUGCAAAGAGAUCCACAGAGGUUCCUGACAAGAAAACGGAUUAAAGGAAUUAAUUCAUAAGGAUUUUGUUCCCUUGUGUCCAAUACGAACUGGUGAUAUUUCUCUCACUUUGACACUUUUUUCUUUGCACAUUUUAGCUGAGUAAAAACCCUUAUCACUUACAGGAGAGGGUCUCUCUUGCCACUAAAAUGGCAGCUAGCACGUUUCUUAAUUUAAAAUGUUUGAAAACUGAUGUUCUGUACUUUCCUCACUGGAACUACUUUUCAUCCACAAUCUAUUUGGUGUGAUUAGAGUUUAGGUUAAAUAACACAUGAAUAAAUCUAGCUUUGGAAGGUAAA